GUCAAAUAGAUGAAUUGACAAAUCAGUCUGUGAAAUUUUCAAGAUGGAUUGGAGUUUUAUAAAACCAAUCCUGUCUAAUCGAUAUGGAACUUUAAAUAAACCUGAAAUAGUUAAUAUAAUUAAAGCAAUAACAAGAUGUGAAAACGAUUUUUUCGAUGAUGAAAGCAAUUAUGCGCAAUUUUAUAUGGCUUUUGCAGCUCUAGCUGCCGAAAAAUUGAGCCAAUGCAAGCUGGUGUGCCAAACGCAAGUGCCGCAAAUACAGGAAGCCUGCGCUAUACUUAUACGCUUCAUACUACAUAAAUUAAGUAAAAUAACCAAGAAACCCAGCUAUACCCAAUCACUAAGAGACGAAAUAAAAUGGCUGCUGCCAGCUUUAAAAAGUCUUUGCGAGGGAAAAUCUACUUCAAACCCACCAACAAAAACUUACACACACCCAGCUUCUGGGAUCGGUACUGGCACAGUACCGAACUCGUCGCUUCUACAAUUCGAUUACAAUGUUGUAGCAGCCGUUUUAAAGAGCGCAAAAUACCCUGAACCCAGCAAAAGUAUCGUGACUGGAAGUGACAAAGAAUCGCCAAAAUCCGAGAUUAAGCGUUCGCGUUCCGAUUUAUCGUCAGUAAUAUUCCAACAGCUGACCGCACCGUUAGAAGCUGGUAAAAUUACAUGGUCACCAUUAAGUGAGGAACUUACAGAUUGUUCAGACAUAUUCUCAACUGCAAAUAUUGCAUAUUUGCAAUCUCUAAAUGGCGCCGAUGUCAUACUCGAUGUAUGUAUUUCGUUGCCUAUUUUAUCACGUUAUCGUGCGAAAUAUCAUGAAACUAUCGAUGUAUUCAAUACAAAACCGUUAUACUUGCCCUUGACACAACCCGAUGCUGUACAAGUUAAAAACACACUUGCUCACAUGGUCACAGAUAUAUCCAUCCUUUGGCAGGCUCUAUCAUUACCCAUCAUGCAACCACUUUCGCCCAGCCGUAUUACUAAACUAUCCAACUGUGCUAUUUCGUCGCUUUACUGUGCCGUAUUGACAUCAAUUGCGAGCAGUGUGCUCAGCAUGACUAGCUCAACUUCAUCGCAAAAGAGCCAGCAAUCGUCAGGCGGUGGUGGUGGCACCCAAUCAAAAGAAGCCGAUGAAGCCGAAGAACAUGCACGCUUCAUUGUUGAUAAAGCUCUCGAAAUUUACACUAUCAUUGGUAACGUUUUCAAAACAUCUGCCCGUUCUCAUAUCUACCAGAAUCAUUUGUGUUUUGGAGCCUGGCUAUUGGUUAGUGGCAUACAGGGUGCACUGGGCGCAUCAGGUAGCGGCGCAGCGAGUAAUAAAUCAGCGGUACAAGCUGAUGAUGCUUCCAAAUCUAAGAUAGCAAGUGGUGCUAUUCAACGUACUCCAGAAACACCAUCCACACCAACAGCGCGUGUUAAUCUAUUCAAAGUACAGCAAGGUUUUGGCGUACUAAAUGCCGCAAUUGCAAACCAUUGCAUUAAACUGCUCAGUGAACUUGUCGAGGAUCUUAAAAUUGAAUCCACAUGUAAUGACAUUGGUGUUAAUAGUAAUAAUCAGAAUUUACCAGAAGCUGCGAGUUUCGAUAUACUGGAAAACUAUACAUCUCUCCAACGCAUUAUUCGUGUACUCAACACCGCUACUUUACAUCAACUCUUUACGUUUCUUGCUACAGUUUCUUAUAGAAAAGCCUGUGCGCUCAAACGGGCAAAUGCCAAAGAUCGUACAGAAUGUGAAGCUAUCAGCUAUUCCGACUCAACUACAUACUUUAACGAUACACUUUCUUGUUCGGAUAAUUCUGAAGAGGAUGAUAGCGAAAGCUAUCUGGGUCAUUGGUUCAAAGAGACACUGUCGCCUGAGGCGAACGAUGACGCUGCAAACGCUCAGGCUCAAGAACGUGUCAAUGAGGCACAAAAAUCCAAUCUGGUACCAGCAGUUGACGAGCCACAUGAAUAUUUGGAUUUAGCUGCACAAAUCUUUUGCUUCAUGGAACAAUUUUUCGCAAAUAAACAUGCCUAUUUACAUCGCUAUGUGAAGGCAGGACUGAGCGAUCAACAAAUGUUAUUGCUGGCAAAUAUACUAAAGGAUCUUGAUCGUGAUGCAGCACGUGGGGAAGCUGAAACAUCUACAUGCGCUAAAUGGCAAGCUGCAAUGAUACGUUUCUCAGGCGCCGUUGGACGUUAUUUACACAACUUAAUAUCGGCUUCGUUGUUAAGCGAGUCCUUGCAAUCAAAUUUACUACAGCAACUUUCAAUUUCACCGUGGUCGACAGACACUAACGCUUGGCCACUGCAAGUAUAUCCCAGCACAUUGUCUGUGCUAGUGCAAAUUCUGUUGCUUAAGCCAACACAGGAGAAGGAGGCCGCCUGUUUAUCCGUCUGGCACCGCCUAAUCAACACACUUGUAGAGGGUGUUUGCUGCACUUCGGUCGCGAGCACAGCAUCAGAUGUCGAUUAUGAGGAUCUUAAUAUGGAGCAUGCACAACUGCUACUCUUUCUAUUCCAUUCGUUGAACUUGAUGCAGAAGAAGAUGAUACUUCUGCUAACUGCCGGCGCUGUUACCCGUUGCGCUGAAGUAUGCCGUGGCAUUUCACCUGACAAACCUGUGCGCAAUAGCCAAAUAAUGUUACUAUCACGUUUGCUGCUGUUUCUUGAGUAUUUAAUGAAGCAUUUGUAUAAUGCACCACCUGAAUUACUGGAUCAAGUGCGCUGGAACUUGUUCAGCAUAACGACAAUGCAUGAAAAUCAGAAAGUAUCUGAUUUGUUGAACAGCAAAACGAAGCUGACAUCUUUCUGUCGCAAGGAUAUUGAAGAGAAGUUCCGCAAAUCCUCAUCGGACUACCUAUCUAAUAUACGUCCAACGUUUUAUUCGCUCACUGUUGUCGACCCAGCUGCUACUUCGACGCAACAAGAAUUCAGACUCGAUGGUCUAGCUUGGAAUUUCAUACUCUGUACGCCGGACAAAUUGAAAUACCCACUUCUUGUAGAUGCAUUAAUCGAUAUACUCUCCGUCACUGACAUGUCACAAAACAAAGUCACCUCACACACCCUAUGCGCGAUGCAAUAUUGUUUUAGCAUUUGCUGGAAGUUGCUGCUGGGUCUGCCGCCCUCUACGGUGCAUGUAGAGUCGUUGAUGGAAGAUAAAGUCCCUAAUUUACACUCGCUUUUGUGGUCUAUACGUUGUCCUAUGUCAACAUCACAUUACUUAAUAGUGAAUAGUUUAAUAAAGCAAGGGAUGUACACACAAUUUGCUGAAACUUUAUGGUCGAAUGUUAGUGAUCGUGUAAGCGAUAUUGGCUUCAAUUUGAAACAGACUUUGCUGGGAGUUGAGGCAUUUAACAAUGCAGUGGACAAAGUAAAUCCGCGCCUAUCCCACAUCAUCCUUCUUGAUGCGGUAGUUGCGCACAUGCAAGCUGUGGCUUGGGCCGCUAAAGAAGGUAUUAAGCUUCAGCGUGCUGCAGCAAGUAGUAAUAAUAGCGGCAGCGCUAGUCCCAGCUUGCCAAGCUCGAAUUCGCCAAUUACCACAGGCGAACCGGACGUCUAUUCCUCUUCGGAAUCGUUGGAUCAAAAAAAUAAAACCUCCGAUUCGCCAUCUAAUUUGUUACAAGAGCGCGCUCAAAUUAGCCGGGAUUUGCUGUUAUUAUUGGUGGAAACUUAUAAAAUCGUAUCAGAAACUGUACGCAGCAAAAUGACCUUACAACUUACGGACGCAACCCCACUUAACAUACUAAACCUAAUCGUACCAAUUGUUAGCUCGCAAAAUCCACUCACUUCUGAGUUAAAUGCAACCUUUAUUAAGCUAUUGCCGAAUCAAGAUAAAGACAUAAUCAAUGUUGAGUGGACAAAGUGUUUCCGCGUAUCUGAAAAUUCUGUAUUCGCCAAGCCUAACUAUCCAGUAGAGGAGUACACAUUGACUGUAAUUGAAGCGCAUAUUGUAGAGCUUACACGCUACAAUAACUACACGCUUCUGAACUCACUAAAACACUGCAUGAAAUCCAUAUUGACUCUGAUUGACUUGAUACUUCCAUAUUGCAAUGUAGAUGUCGCAGCCAGCACAGGCACUACAAAUGUCGACGUUGACAUUGAAAAAGAAUUGAAAUCGAUACUUAUUUCGACCAUGCUCGAUGUGCGUAUGGAAUAUGUUUACGAAAGAAGCGAGAAAUGUAUGCAUACGCUUAUGAAUGGUCACGAUGACAGCUCCGAAACGCAACAGCUGCUCGUUUAUGAAUACACGUUGAGGCAUUGCUAUAAAUUGUUAUUAGAAUUCGCCGAGGAACUGCGUCAAUCGCAAGCGAAUACAAAUAAAGUGAUCUUCAGCGAAGUGAUGCUCUUCGCUGUGCUCAAAACAAUGACCCAAAUGCUUGAUAAACCCACUGGCGUAAAGGCAAUGCGUAAUUUCUUCAAAGUGAACAAGGAAGGAAGCAUGGUGGAACUGCUGUUAUCGUUCACAGGCACCACUAUGUCGGUUUCUUAUGCAAGAAAAUUGUUACAAUUCGUCGAGAAACUAUUCCAAUUAGCCGAACAAGUGGAUAGUAAUUUCCCCAUGGAUGAUAUGGUGCAGUGUUUUGCAGAAUUAGCCAAUGUUGAUGGUGCGCGCACCAAAGCUUGGUUAAGUCAUGUCAUUUAUGGGCCUAACGGUGCUCAAGGCGGUUCAGAUACAGUGGACAAAGUGCUCGCAAGCAUGCAACCCUCCAGUACGCCAUCGAGUAAUGCACAAACCCCAACAAAUAUGGCGACCGUAUCGGCGAUACCUAGCAUAACAGAUCAGUUGGCUCAAUCUUCGGGUUUGGAUGCAGAAGCUAUGGAGAUUGACGAUGAUGGUGCCGUGGCAUGUGGACCCACCAUACUACAGGCAGAGACGUUCAACCUUUGGCAAAAUGCCGGUAAUAGUUAUGUGACUAAUCAGUCUGAUGAAUCGUCGCAGGAUGCGGAAAAUAACGAUCGUAAUGGUGCACUGCUGCUAAGCGUUGUGAAGUACAUAACACGCGAUGGCAAAGCUCCACCCGGUGUCGCCAUGACUCUCUUCCAAUCGCUCCUACAAAUUGGACAAACGCACACGCAGGAAACAUCUGAUUUCGCCGAUAUUCUACAGGUAAUGAUCACACUGGCCGAUACCACACAAGGGCGCGGCCAUGCUACGCUCUUUAAUGCCACAAUAGUUUGGCUGGAAAUCACCGAAUUCCAAGUACUCGAGCGUGCUUUGAAUCCUAAGAAUCCGAAUUCCCUGGUUCCCACCGUUACUCUUGAGAAUAUCAACGCGCUGCUCAAAUAUCUUAGUGAAUUACUUCAAAGUCUGGGCUACAAAGGUAGCAAGAAUCUAACACCACCAUGGGAUGAUGAAAUGCAGACCGAUUUGGAGGAACUAAUGGAUGAUUUGGGCAUCGAGGAGGAUGAUUCAUUUGUCGAGGACUCCGAUGAAGAUAGUCUCAAUAAUAAGCUCUGCACAUUCUCACAAACACAAAAAGAGUUUAUGAAUCAACAUUGGUAUCAUUGUCACACCUGCAAUAUGGUGAAUACAGUAGGUGUGUGCUCGGUAUGUGCACGCGUCUGUCACAAGGGACAUGAUGUCAGUUAUGCCAAGUAUGGCAACUUCUUCUGUGACUGCGGCGCCAAAGAGGAUGGCUCGUGCCAAGCGCUUAGUCGACGUGUUUCAUCAAGUGGCGGCGUUGGCGGCAGUGGCACUGGUGCGGAAAGUCGUCAACUUAUUGAUUAUAGUCAAAGCGCAUACGCUAGUAAUAUGAAUGUGUUGAACAGCAAGAAGCGCGCUCAGACACCUCCUUCACAAAUUGCUGCCUACACACAACGCGUGGAGGCACCCAACGAACGCGUUACUUUGUUAACGAAGUUAUUGGAGUCGAGUCGUGAAGUGCUUCAGAACAAUGAACAGUGGAGCGUCAUCGUGCGUUGCAUACUCGAUUUCUUUGAUGUGCUAUUACCAUCAAUUCGCGAAAAUUGCGCACUCUUCUCUAUUGUUGGUUGCCACAAGCGCGCAAAGGCAGCACUGGAUCGCCUACAUACACCCGAACAAGCUUUCCAAAUAACCGAUCAGUUGAUGGUGCCAACUCUGGGUUCACAGGAGGGUGCCUUUGAAAAUGUACGCAUGAGCUAUUCGGGCGAUCAAGGCCAAACUAUAAAACAGUUGCUUUCGUCUGGUUUGGUUCGACGCGUUGCAUUGUGUUGUCUCUCCUCGCCACAUGGCAAACGUCAGCAUUUAGCUGUAUCACAUGAAAAAGGAAAAGUUACCAUUUUACAGUUAUCAGCAUUGCUGAAGCAAGCAGAUGCUGCUAAGCGUAAACUCACGCUCACACAACUCUCUUCUGCACCUAUUCCUUGCACUGUUCUCUCACUUACCGCCAACCCAGCGAAUGAGGACUGCUUGGCUGUUUGUGGACUAAAGGAGUGUCACAUUCUGACAUUCUCGAACAGUGGCGCUACAAACGAACACAUUGUUUUGACUCCACAACUGGAGAAUGGCAAUUUUAUUAAAAAGGCUAAUUGGUUACCAGGAUCGCAGACUAUGUUGGCGCUUGUUACUGCAGACUAUGUGAAAAUCUAUGAACUCGCAGAGGAUUCAUAUAGUCCAAAGUACUAUUUCCUCGUUGCUGUGGGAAAAAUACGUGACUGCACAUUUGUUUACCAAGAUGGCGUAUAUUACAUGCUGAUCAUUGCCUCUUCUGGAUACAUUUAUUAUCAGAAAUUGGAUGAUCAGAGUUUGGCUAAACAUGGUGAUUUCUAUGUAACAAAUACCUUGGAAUUAAAUCACCCGCAAAUCAAGGAUGUUAGUGGACAAGUCGGUGGCGGUGGGGUCUCAAUUUACUACUCACACACGCUGCAACUGUUGUUCUUCAGUUAUUCUGUUGGCCGCAGUUUUAUGACUCCACUUACCGAUGUCAAUAAGGGCGUGAAGAGCAUCACAAAUCUGCAGACGGCACCAGCUUCAAAGAACUCAUCCAAAGGUCCUCCGCAACCCUUGUGCCAAUGGACCGAAAUUGCCGGACAUCCUGGCUUGAUAUGUGCCAUGAUGCACACCUCUAAUAAUCCAGUUAUAUUUAUGUUUACUCCAGAACGUAUACUCAUGCAGGAGAUCAAAGCACAAUCGUCUAAAUCUCGCAUUAUGGACAUGGUGGCCAUACGCCACACUGUGUCUGGUGUGGAGAAGACAACACUUAUAUUGUUGUGUGAAGACGGCAGCUUACGCAUUUUCACCGCUCAACCAGAAAAUACCAGCUUUUGGCUGUCACCGCAAGUGCAACCCUUUGGCAACCAAUUGUAUUCCUCGACACUUUUCGCAAAAUGCAACUCUAGCAAAAAAUCAAAGCGUAAAACAACAAAUCAACAGAAAACUGUGGGUCCCAAUGGCGCACCAAUAUUCCCAAUCGAUUUCUUCGAACAUUGUACGAUGCUCUCCGACGUAGAGUUCGGCGGCAACGAUCUAUUGCAAAUUUAUAACAAACAAAAACUUAAGACACGUCUUUUUUCAACUGGCAUGUUUGUGGCGUCAACAAAGCCCAUAGGCUUCACUCUGGAAGUGUACAACAACGAUCCGAACACAGUAAUUGUAGGUAUACGCGUUUUGCUCGGCACUCAGGAUCCACUUCGUGCGCCGCAAACCGUCACUGUGCUAGGACGUACAAUACCGACAGUAGUACGACGAGCACGCUGGUUCGAUAUACCGCUUACACGUGAGGAGAUCCUACAAUCUGAUAAAAGUUUGAAAGUAAUUUUCGGCAAGUCACAAGAUCCCGAGAACGUCGGCAUGCUCGAUAGCAUUGAGGUCUACGGAAAGUCAAAGGAUUUAGUUGGUUGGCCAGAUGACAACGAUGACACCGCCGGCAAUGCUGUGGCAGGUACAACGAACAACACCAAUGCCAAUUUUAAUGGCCAACUAUCGGCUGCAAACUUUGGCGAAGGCUUCACCUCCAUAAACAAUCUUGAUAAAAUGGUAACAAAUCUGUUAGAGGUACUUGACUACUCUUUGGACUUACUUGGUGGUAACAACGUAGCUGCGGCCAUCAAACAGAAGGCUAUAAAAACUGCAACUUCACUACUUCUUUUACCCACACCAAAUCAGGUGCAGGCUCAGUCGCGUUAUGUAUUGGCUACUUUGUUCGGUAAUCGCAAUGCAUAUCAUUCAUACAAAGACAACGAGGUCAUACACUAUGUGAACCAAGAACUGCAGGCAUUGAAAACCAAAAUAAGUACACCAGAAAUGGUUUGCGAUAUCGACCCAGAAGCUUUCUACCGCUUAGUGUUGUUGGUGCGCGGUAUAGCAAUGUCACGCCCACAAUCACUCACGAAAAUUUGCCUUGAGAACAAAAUCGAACUUGUCCAAGACAUUCUGCAGUUUGUCGAAAAGCUCUAUCAAAUCACUCCACGUGUGGACGAGCCAACUUCGAUCGUUAGGCGUGGUCUCAGCCAUACCGAAACUAUUGUCCAUUGCUUGGUUGAGGUAAUGCACGCAUUUGCACUUUCCGACGCCAACCAAGUUGAAAGCAUGACAAAAUACUUCAUAGACCUUCUUAAGAAUGAGUCGAGCGUCAUAAGUCAUAGCGCCAAGGAGGCUAUUAUACUGCUACUCAAUCCACGUUUAAAGCGGCGCAAAGUUGCUAUUGUAACGCCGCCAGUUUGUUCGACGCCUACACCAUCGAAUACCACUGCGACUAUUACUUCAUCCAAUCUAACAUCUCUCGCAGUGGCGGGUGCGGCUGAAGUGACCGCCGACGAGGUUUUAGAAGCAGCUGCAGUAGGAGGUCCGUCAGCUGCUGCAGUAGGUCGCAGUAAUAGCGUUGAAUUUGUAGAUGCAAGUGCAUUAGACCCACUCGCACAUGAUGCUGGACACCAGCUCUUAAAUUUGGAAGCUUUCAUGGGUGGCGGCUUCCCGCAAUUACUGGGUCUACAGCAAGACGCCGACGAUGAGGCAAUAAUGGAUUUAGCUAUAGCAUUGAGUUUGCAACAGCACGAAGGCGAAGGACUACAAUCCUUGCAACAAGGCUUAGCAAAUCUACAGGGCAUACGAAAUGCGGGUAAUUUACAUAACUUACAAGCUCUUGAGGGCAGCAAUAUGGGUAUGGCGGCUAACGCUGCUAGUGUUUCGGCCGGUGGCUCCGACGAUGAAGGUUCAAAUGUAGCAACGGACGGUUCAACAUUGCGCACAUCACCUGCAGAGCCGGCUGGAAGCGGGGGUUCGGAGAGUGGUGGCAGUGGUGUUGAGAGUAUUGGUGGUACAUCAGGACGCAGCAGCACCUACGGUGAUCAAGCGAAUGCUUCCCCACCGCGCUCAGCAAAUGCACAGUCUGACUUGCAUAUGGCUAAUAAAUCGAAUACAAGUGCAGGCGCAGUAGGUGGAGCAGAUGAACCAGUUGCCAGUACAAGCGCUGCAGCUGCCGCUGUGGCAAGCACAGCAAAUGAAGAUGUUAUAACUGAGGAUGAAAAUUUGGCCAAGUUGCACGAUUUAAGAAUUUCAAUUUUGGAAAAUAUUAUCCUCAACAUACACACGUUUGACAAUUGCAAUGGUGUUCAAGCCAUACCAUUAAUACAAGUUAUACUAAUGCUGACGACCGACCUGAAUGGUAACAACGAACGCGACCAAAAAGUGUUAAACGAAUUGCUAUCUGCAUUGGUCGACUACGUAGAGAUGGACUCCAUUUCGAAUACGUUUAAGAUGAAGGAUCGCAAUGCUAAAAACGAAGUGCGACUGGUAUUGCUCUGUCUUUUCGGUGUAUUGAUGGGUAAGACAAAGUCAAAGCAAGCCGGCACCACAUCACCGCCACAUCAAUUCAAAGAUAACGCCUCGUUUGUGGCAAGUACUACUGCAAGCAUUCUCAGCAACAACGGCGCAUUCACAUUUUCAUUAGUUGUAAUGGAAUCCCUGCUUGAACACUGGAAGCGGGUUUCUAGCGAACAAAGCGCCAAUGGGAAUAAUACAUCAGCAGCAUCUAGCACACCAAUCGCUGGCGCUGCAACAACGUCAUCACAAAAUAAUCUACUCAAACCAAUACGCUACGGAGCCAAGCCAGAUAUUUCAAUGCUAAUACCGCACAACUAUUUGAAAAAUUACCCGGACAUUUUUGAUUCAUAUGAUGCAUUGCUAACGGAAAUUUCAGUACGUUUACCUUAUCAAAUACUCCGGCUUUCUGCCACUCAUCCAGGACCUUAUGAUUGGUAUCACAACUAUUGUGAGAAUAUGACUUACACGCUCUGUGAAUAUAUGAUGCUGAAUUUAAAUGCGUUGUUGCGGCGUCAAGUACGCAAAUUACUAAUGUAUAUUUGUGGCAAUAAAGAGAAGUUCCGCAUGUUCCGGGAUGGCCACUCACUGGAUGUGCAUUUCAACUUUGUAAAGGAGAUUUGCAGUCUCUUUAAUACCAAGAAUUUGGUACUUUCGAAUCAAUCUAUACCAAUACUCAGCUAUGACUCCCUUGUCGAUCUCACCGAGCAUUUGCGCACUUGUCAAGAGAUCAGUCAGAUACGCACUGGUAAUUGGCAAAAGUUCUGUCUGAUUCACGAGGAUGUCAUACCGGUUUUAAUCGAAAUCGCCUGCUACCAACUCGAUGAUGGCGUUUCACCAAUUCUACUGCAACUUCUUCAAGCGGCACUUUGCAAUAACAUUCAAGCUGUAAAACAACAACAGCAGCAACAACAGCCAGGCACCUCCUCAAAAUUGCGUAGCGAUCGUGACAAGUCUGAAGAAAUUGAAAUUUCAUUCGAUUCGAAAUUCGAUCCAGCACAUUGCAGCACAUUCGUACAUCAGAUAUUCCGUUUUGUUUCCGAUACGUUACUAAAUAAAUUUGUACGCAUUUUCUUACUGGAGACAAAUAUAACCUCAAUACGCUGGCAGGCACAUUCGUUGAUCUUCGCGAUUUACGAAAACUCGAAUGACCGCCAAAAAGAGAAACUGAUUAGUAUUUUGUGGAACAUGUGGCCAUUAGUACCUGCUUUUGGUCGUCGUACAGCACAAUUUGUUGAUAUUCUUGGCUAUUUGACGCUUAGCACAAAGUCGAUUGUUGACAAAUUGCCCGAGUACACGGAGAAGGCAGUGGAAGUGCUACGCCAACAAAAUGAUCUACUAUCGAAGCAUCCGAAUGCACCUAUUUAUACAACACUUGAGCAAAUACUGCAAAUGAAUGGCUAUUAUCUUGAGUCGGAACCAUGUUUGGUGUGCAACAACCCAGAAGUGGCGAUGGCUAAUAUUAAAUUGCCAUCGAUUAAGUCAGAUUCGAAAUUCACAACAACCACAAUGAUUGUGAAAUUGGUACAGAGUCACACUAUUUCCAAAAUGAUUGUACGCAUUGCAGAUUUGAAACGCACGAAAAUGGUGCGUACCAUCAAUAUUUACUACAACAAUCGCACUGUACAGGCUGUAGUUGAGCUCAAGAAUCGGCCAGCCAUGUGGCAUAAGGCGCGUUCAGUCACAUUGCAAUCAGGACAAACUGAGGUGAAAAUUGAUUUUCCGUUACCCAUUACCGCUUGCAAUUUGAUGAUUGAAUAUGCCGACUUCUACGAGACCGUAACUGGCUCAAGUGAGAACUUACAAUGUCCACGCUGCAGUGCCGCAGUGCCAGCAUAUCCGGGGGUCUGCGCAAAUUGUGGUGAAAAUGUAUUCCAAUGUCACAAAUGUCGCGCCAUCAAUUACGAUGAAAAGGAUCCCUUCCUAUGCCACUCGUGCGGAUUCUGCAAAUAUGCUAAAUUCGAUUUCAGCAUCUAUGGUCGCGUUUGUUGUGCUGUCGAUCCAAUCGAAUCGGCAGAAGAUCGCGCCAAAACCGUACAAAUCAUACAUUCUUCACUAGAACGGGCCGAUCGUAUUUACCGCCAAUUGCAAACUAACAAACAAAUGCUGGAAUUACUCAUACAAAAGGUGGCCGAACAUCGCUGUUCCGAUCGGCUGGUAGAUGACAACCUCGGUACAGUGCAUAGCACUUCGCAAGUCAACAAAAUUAUACAGCUAUUGGCGCAAAAGUACUGUGUAGAAUCGCGAAGUUCCUUUGAGGAACUGAGCAAAAUAGUGCAGAAGGUUAAAGCGUGUCGUAGCGAAUUGGUGGCUUAUGAUCGCAGCCAACAGGAUCAAUCUCACAACUCACAAGGCAUGGAUAUGCGUGAAAACUGCGCCAUAAACCGUUGUUACGGUUGCGCAUUGGCAUCCACAGAGCAAUGUCUUACAUUGCUACGGGCUAUGGCCUCUAACUACGAAUGCCGCAUUGGUUUGUAUUCCCAGGGUUUGGUCGAAGAAUUAGCACAACACAACCUGCGGCGUGGCACGCCACAAAUACAAGAUGAAGUACGCAAUUUGCUUGUGCUUUUGACAAAGAAUAAUCGAGAUGCUUGCAUGAGUUUGUUGGAUUUGAUUACCGAACGUGUAAAAACGGCUUUGCUGGGCGCCAUACCCUUGGCUAAUUUGGAUGCAGCAAUACACCAUGAGAUGGUUUUACUGGAGGUGCUCAUUGCACAAGAUGAUUUCUGUUGGGAGAACAAAUUGAAAGUCGUAUUCGAGCUGUUCCUAGUAACAUGUCGUACACCUCGCGGUCCCGCUAUAUCUGUUAUUCAGCCCUGCUUACGUAUUAUGCAAGCUCUUAUUUGCCCCACACUACCUACGAGUAAAUUAAAUCGCGAUUUGAGCCCAUCGCAAUUAUCGACUAUCAGCAGUAUUGAUGGGAUCACAGUCAAUUUCAAUAAGUGGUUAAGUGGUGACCCACAGCAUUCAUACGACGUUUGGAAAACGCGCAUGCCAGCGAACACAGCAGUAAAAGCACGUAAGGGAUUUACGAGCGCUAGUGCUAAUUCAGCUGCCUCUAUAUUACCAGACGAUCGUAUGCUAGCCGCAAUGCUACAAUCUGUAGUUGAACAAAAUAGUGGCUCUAACACUGGUAUUAGCAUGGCAAUGCCACCAGCAGAACCCACUAAUUCGACAAAGAAGAAACGACAAUUAGUUCGCGAAUUCUAUUUGUCCGAGAAGUAUGGUCGUCGCUGGCGUAAUUGUGUGCUUAAUAAAGAACAUCUUAAUGCGCCACUAGUGUUGAGCGCUAGCUGGUUACAACCUAUUUUAUUCAACACAAAUUCACGAUUUGGCCGCCAACUGGCCUGCUCACUCAUCACUUCUUUGAGCCGCACGCAUGAGCGCAAGCGUGAAAUACUGAAUUUGUUGACUGGUUUUCUAAAGUAUGUCGGUGAUGCGGGUGAAGCAAGCGCGGAGUUCUUGGCUUUGUAUCGCGCUCUAGCGGCCGAUACGCCAUGGCGUCAGUAUUUGGCACUAAAAGGUGUGCUUGCUGAAGUCUCACAACUACUGACAGCGGAAAUAGUUAAAAUACAUCGCCUGGAGGAGACCACAUUGUCAUCUGAUUUAUCCCAAGGUUACGCACUGCGCCAAUUUGUAGAGUUGCUCUCGCUCUUCCUUGAAAGCGCUACCAUACGACAGGCGUAUAAAACACGCCUCCUUGGACCAGUGCUUGAGGGUUACUUAUCAUUGCGAAAAUUGGUUGUACAACGUACGCGGCUUAUCGAUGAUGCACAGGAGAAACUGCUAGAAAUGUUGGAAGAAAUGACUAGCGGCACUGAGGAGGAAACUCGCGCAUUUAUGGAGAUUCUAAUCGAUACUGUUGAGAAAACGCGCAUGAACGAUAUAAAGACUCCGGUGUUUAUAUUCGAGCGACUAUACUCCAUUAUACAUCCAGAGGAAAAUGAUGAAAGUGAAUUCUUUAUGACGCUGGAAAAGGAUCCGCAACAAGAAGAUUUCCUACAAGGACGCAUGUUGGGAAACCCUUAUCCCUCUACUGAAGUAGGACUUGGUCCACUUAUGAGGGAUGUUAAAAAUAAGAUAUGUACUGAUUGUGAGUUGAUAGCGCUGCUGGAGGAUGAUAAUGGAAUGGAAUUAUUGGUUAAUAAUAAAAUAAUCAGCUUAGACUUACCCGUCAAGGAUGUUUACAAAAAGGUUUGGCUAGCAGAGGGAGGCGAACGUGAUGCCAUGCGAAUUGUAUAUCGCAUGCGUGGGCUGUUAGGUGAUGCCACGGAGGAGUUUGUCGAAACGCUAAAUAAUAAGAGUCAAGAAGAAGUCGACACGGAACAGCUCUACCGCAUGGCAAAUGUUUUAGCCGACUGUAAUGGCUUGAAAGUGAUGCUCGAUCGCAUUGGCAGUUUGCAAAAUAUAUCACGAACUCGUGAAUUGAUACAAGUACUACUCAAGUUGUUCCUUAUUUGUGUGAAAGUGCGCCGUUGUCAAGAGGUACUCUGCCAACCGGAAUUGGGCGCCAUCAAUACACUGCUCAAAGUAUUGCAGAUGUGUUUGCAGUCUGAAAAUGAUUCGAUACAAUCGUCGGUAACUGAGCAAUUGUUGGAGAUAAUGGAGACCAUACUAUCGAAGGCAGCCAAUGACACACUGGACUCAUUUUUGCAAUUCUCGUUGACAUUUGGUGGGCCAGAAUAUGUAUCGGCGUUGAUAUCAUGCACAGACUGUGGAAAUGUUCGCAAUAAUCCGUCAGUGCUACGGCACCUUAUACGUGUACUGGCAGCGCUGGUUUAUGGCAAUGAAGUAAAGAUGGCAUUAUUGUGUGAGAACUUUAAGGAAAUUCUCGAUUUCAACCAUUUCGAUAGUGAGCGCACACCCGAAGAAGAAUUUAAAAUGGAGCUCUUCUGCGUGCUAACCAAUCAAAUAGAACAUAACUGUAUCGGUGGCACCUUAAAAGACUAUAUUGUAGGAUUGGGUAUUGUUGAGCGUGCCAUCGCUUAUAUUACCAAGCAUGCACCUUGCGUUAAGCCAACACUACUGCGCACCGAUUCCGAUGAAUUGAAAGAGUUCAUCUCGCGUCCAAGCCUGAAGUAUAUUCUACGUUUCCUCACUGGACUCGCAAGCAAACAUGAGGCUACACAGCUUGCCAUCAGCAAAGAUAUUAUACCAAUAAUACAUCGUCUCGAGCAAGUAUCCAGUGAUGAGCAUGUCGGCAGUUUGGCAGAAAAUCUUCUAGAGGCUUUGUGCACCGACGAAGCUACUGCAACAAGGGUACAGGAAGUGCGUGACUUCACACGCGCCGAAAAGAAACGCUUAGCGAUGGCCACACGUGAGAAACAACUGGACGCUCUGGGCAUGCGCACGAAUGAGAAGGGUCAAGUGACAGCUAAAGGUUCUAUACUUCAAAAAAUUGAAAAAUUGCGUGAUGAAACUGGUCUGACCUGCUUCAUAUGCCGCGAAGGUUAUGCCUGCCAGCCAGCCAAAGUACUGGGCAUCUACACAUUCACGAAACGUUGCAAUGUUGAGGAGUUUGAAUUGAAGUCGCGUAAAACUAUUGGUUACACCACUGUCACACACUUUAAUGUGGUGCAUGUGGACUGUCAUACCUCGGCCAUACGUUUGGCACGUGGCCGUGAUGAGUGGGAACGUGCUAGUUUGCAAAACGCCAAUACUCGCUGUAACGGUUUACUACCACUUUGGGGUCCAGACGUUUCGGAAGCCGCUUUCUCGGCAUGUAUGACACGUCACAGCAGUUACAUGCAAGAGAGCACGCAACGUUGUGACAUUUCCUUUCCCAGCAGUAUACACGAUCUGAAAAUGAUACUGAUGCGAUUCGCAUGGGAGCGUAGCUUCCACGAUGAUGCUGGCGGUGGUGGUCCCCAAUCGAAUAUGCACUUUGUGCCCUAUUUGCUCUUCUAUGCAGUUUAUUUGCUGUUGUCCUCACGCUCAGCCGCUCGUGAUUGCAAAACCUUAAUUGCAUAUUUGACGGCCGCCCCUUCGGAUAAGUGGUUGGAAUGUGGUUAUGAAGUCGAGGGGCCGUUGUAUAUGUUAAGUAUAUCAUUGGCAUUACACAGCCAUGAAACAUGGAAUAAGCAUAAAUUAGCACAUUUGAAACGUUUAAUAGCCGUAGCUCAGGCGCGUCACAUCUCACCAUCGGUGCUGUGCAAGGCACUUUUAUCGCAAAGCGAUCGCCAAACGAAAGAUUACAUUGUCUAUCGUCCAUUUUUGAUGAUGUGGGCUCUGAUCGAUUUAAUCUAUAGCGUACUAUUCAAAUCCGUAAGCACUCCGAAAGAGGAAGACUGGUCGAUUUCGUUGUUCGAUUACAUUCGAAAGAACGAUGAAGCUAUGCUAAAGUCCACAGACACAAUUUUGCAAACUUUCACCGAAGAAUUUCUGCCGUGCACAUCGUUCGGCGAAUUCUGUGAUGUAGCUGGACUGCUGCAUUUGAUUGAAAAUCCCGAUGGGUUCAUCGAUGAAAUCUUAGCUUCUCUACCCACAACAUCAUCAGCUUGAACUGGCAAAAUUUUGCUUACAUAAUAAUAUAAUUAAUCAAUUUGCUUCUAGUAGUCGAUGGGUAGACACAUAGCACGUUAAAGCACUGAAUUUAAAACCAUGCGUUGGAAUAUAUUCACUACACACAAUAUCUGAAUGUUCGCUGAUAAAUAUUCGUACAUAUUAACCACAUUUAUUGCAAAUUUAAUCUCAAUAAACCUUAACGUUCAAUAAAUAA
Messenger RNA from Rhagoletis pomonella (apple maggot), 16436 nucleotides. It is a transcript of the gene poe, whose product is annotated as protein purity of essence. Gene Ontology annotation, molecular function: zinc ion binding; protein binding. NCBI's taxonomy places the organism in Eukaryota, Metazoa, Arthropoda, Insecta, Diptera, Tephritidae. Bases 44 to 16219 code for a protein of 5391 amino acids. The record is from RefSeq and is a predicted model, not a curated record. The transcript has 15 exons.